AUGAUCUUCUUCCUUAACCCCGCUAACAAAAAUUCCGUCGUUAGCAAUGACACAACUGCGUUUAUUUAUUCCACUGACAAAAAGCCCGAGCUGGACUUACAUCUGGCGCAUUCUCGUCGCGGUCGCGAAGUGUCCGCUUACCUCUCCUACGUGAUCGACUACUAUGACAACCUACCCCUAUCCUCGAUCUUCAUUCACGCGGACGAGAAGCAGCGACACAAUGAUUUGUUUGGGCCGAAGACAAGUGUCAUACUCGAAAAUCUGCGCCACGAAGCUAUAGAAGUAAAGGGAUAUCUUAACCUGCGCUGUAUGCAUACUCCGGGGUGUCCAAGUCAUGUUGCGCCAAACAACCCCACAAAAGAAGAUAUCAAAGCGGACGAUGCUCGUGCACACUUCGCGCAAAUAUAUCGGGAGCUGUUUGGAAUGAACGUGGUAGUUCCGGAUUUGAUUGGGGCUCCUUGUUGUGCCCAGUUCGCGACAGUUAUGCCGUCGGAUGGGUUUUUGAAAGCCUGUGGCAUGUGGUCUUUGGCAUGGAUGCAAUUGAAUGUCCUGCUUAUGAACAAUGUCGUUGCGAUCACUACGGAUGGUGCGGACCUCUGGCUUCUGGACGUGUUUUGA
Molecule: messenger RNA, 618 nt
Organism: Penicillium antarcticum
Lineage: Eukaryota; Fungi; Ascomycota; Eurotiomycetes; Eurotiales; Aspergillaceae
Product: DUF3431 domain-containing protein
Exons: 4
Coding region: 1-618 (205 amino acids)
Source: RefSeq, a predicted model, not a curated record